This is a messenger RNA of Aspergillus fijiensis CBS 313.89, 864 nucleotides long. Its product is annotated as nicotinamide/nicotinic acid mononucleotide adenylyltransferase. The record is from RefSeq and is a predicted model, not a curated record. Lineage: Eukaryota; Fungi; Ascomycota; Eurotiomycetes; Eurotiales; Aspergillaceae. The coding region runs from base 1 to 864 and encodes 287 amino acids. The transcript has 3 exons. Gene Ontology annotation, molecular function: nicotinamide-nucleotide adenylyltransferase activity; nicotinate-nucleotide adenylyltransferase activity. Gene Ontology annotation, biological process: NAD+ biosynthetic process.
AUGACCGAUUCUAUCAACAACAACAACACGCCCGGAGUAGGGGAUGAUGUCCUGCGCACCCCCUCCCCGCUGCCCCCGGCUCCAAUGCAAGACUACACGUUCCCCGAACACCGCUUGAAGCGCCGAAUGGACGACCCGGAGAAGACCCCAUUACUGCUGGUCGCCUGUGGCUCCUUCUCCCCGAUCACCUACCUGCACCUGCGCAUGUUCGAGAUGGCGGCCGACUACGUCAAAUUCAGCACCGAAUUCGAGAUUGUGGGCGGGUAUCUGUCGCCCGUGUCGGACGCCUAUCGCAAGGCCGGAUUGGCGAACGCUGAGCAUCGUGUGGCUAUGUGCCAACUCGCCGUCGACCAGACCUCCGACUGGCUGAUGGUCGACACCUGGGAACCCAUGCAGAAGGAAUACCAACCCACCGCCGUGGUCCUGGACCACUUCGACCACGAGAUCAACACCAUCCGCCACGGAAUCGAGGCCGGAGAUGGCACGCGCAAGCCCAUCCAGAUCGCUCUGCUGGCCGGCGCAGAUCUGGUGCACACCAUGUCCACCCCGGGGGUUUGGAGCGAGAAGGAUCUUGAUCACAUCCUUGGCAAAUACGGCACCUUCAUCGUCGAACGCAGCGGAACCGAUAUCGAUGAAGCGCUCGCCGCCCUCCAGACCUGGAAGAAGAACAUCCAUGUCAUCCAGCAACUCAUCCAAAAUGACGUCAGCAGCACCAAGAUACGCCUCUUCCUACGCCGUGACAUGAGCGUCCGCUACCUGAUCCCCGUCCCCGUCAUCCAUUAUAUCGAACAACACAAUCUCUACAAGGAUGAUGGAACUGCCGACAAGGGCAAGGGCCGGCAGGAGCCGGGUUCGUCGGGUUGA